AUGAAACUGCUUUUAAAUAAUUAUCAUAAUGUACUCUUAACAUCAAUAUUCUUAUUAUUGUCCCUAGCAUCGUUAAAUAAUUUAUUUAUUCAAUGUGAUUUAUUAUUCAAUGAAGAAGAUCAUCAUUACAACAAUAAUCAUCGCGAAAAGAAUAUAACCAAUAAUAAUAAUAAUAAUAAUAAUAAUAAUAAUAAUAAUGAAUCAUUUCACUAUGUCGAAAAAAAUGCAGACGUGAAGAAUCAUGUUCAUGAAAGUUUGGGAGCCGAUGAAUAUCAUACAGAAAAUAUUGAGACUGAGAGCGCAAAUCGAAGUGACGUAUUGUCAAAAUCAAUAACUGAAGUAAAUCAUGAUAGAUCAUUACCUGUAACAAAUAAUGCACCUAAUAAUGUUACUGAUAAUAAAUACCCAAUAACUAAAAUAGUUUCAAACAAAUCAUCAUUGUAUAAAUAUUCAUUGAACCAAGAUGUAUCUAAUAAAAAAUUAAUUAAUAAUAGAAAAGUAUCUAAUAGUAAAUAUUUAUCUUCUUGGGCAUUUUCAGCACCAUCAACACUGAUUAAGUCUUCAACAAAAAUUGUUGAGAAUUGGCCACUUAGCGACUAUCGUAUUGAAUUCAUUGAAGAUUUAAUUCAAAAAAAUAUUGGAAUAAAAUUCAAAGACAAUGAUAAUAAUAAUUUUUCGCAAAUGAUUAUUAUGCCAAAAACAUCUUCAAUUUAUUUAGUGAAAAAUCGAGGAACUCUGUUAAAGUUAGACAUGACGACAUUCGAACAACAUGAUAAAUAUACACUACCGACGUCAUUAAAGUCUAUGCCAGAAUGCAACGAUUCUUGGUCAUGUCACUCAAUGAAGGAAAUCAGUUUACUUGCUAAAAUGCCUGAUGAACGUAUGAUAUGGAUCUGCUAUGUGACCCAUCAUUCUCACGAAAAUCGUCCUAAUCUACUUGCAGAAAGUGGUUGCAUGGUCCCGACGGCUGAAAAUCUGGCCGUACCAUUAAUUCAAUGGGAAAAUCCUCAUUUCAAUUCACUAUAUCCUGAUAAACCACCCAGUGUUCUUAAUGCAGCUGAUGGAUUCACUUAUAUAUCUGCAUUUACUUUAGAUUACUUGCGUAUAUUUCGUGCUUAUAUGCCAGAUUGGAAUGGAAAUUUCAAUUGGACAGGUGCAUUGGUCACUGAUAAAAAUCCAACAUUUAUAGCAGAACCCGCGCAAAUUUUAUUAACUUUCGAAACAACUGAUGAAAUUUAUUUCGUUCUUCGAGAACAACCAAAUUCACAAAUGUCAAGAUGUGAAGAAAAUGUAGGUAGUUCUGUAAACCAUUUAUCUAAAGUUGAAAAAUUAAAACGAUUGCAUCAGCCUUACUGUUUAACAAGUGUUGCACGUUUAGUAAGAGUUUGUAAAGGUGAUCCAGGUGGUUUGCCAUAUAUUAGCUCAAAUCGUUUUGCUACAUUUGCAAAAGCUGACUUAAUAUGUCCAGCUACAAAUGAAAAUGGUGGAUAUUUUAGCUAUACACACAUUUCAACAGCUUAUUGGGAUAAUAAUACACAAUUACUUUACGCAACAUUUACAACGGAAAAAUCAGCUCCAGUUGGAAGUGCUUUAUGUAUUUAUAGUUUGAAUGAACUUAGAGCUUCGUUCAAUGGACCACUAGUUCGUACUAAUGAAAAACAAAAUGAUUUAAAAUCGUCUCCUGUAUCAAAUUCAUUUUCAAAUAUUUGCACAAGAUUCAAUUCCAAAAAUAGAACUGAAGAAGAAGUAACAGUCGGACGACUUUUAUCUUUACGUUUCCCUUAUCGUUAUUUGCCAGUCAAACCACUACAUGGUCAUGCUUUAUUGUCACAAACUGGUGAUAAAUGGGUGCAUUUGCAGGCUUAUAAUUUGCCUUCAGUAACAAAUUACUAUCAAAGUGAUGAACAGAUCAAAACAAGUAUCAUAUGGAUUGGUACAAAGGAACAUUUGAUUCAAUUCGUAGUAUAUGCUUACAACGAUGUAAUAUCACCUACUGGAGAAACGUAUUCAACAGAUUACCAGUACAAAGCGAUACCAAUUAUAUGCAAACUCAAAGAGAUUUUACUUGGACGUCAAAUUGAAUCAAUAAUCCUUCAGUUACCGCCAGAUAGAUUGGAUUCGAAUGUUAACAAGGAGUUAGAAAUACAUAUUGACACCAUUUCGAAUAAAAGGAAUCUUUCCAAACGAAUUGGGGACGUAAGCGUGGAAUCAGUUAGAACAUCACAAGUAAAUAGACUUUAUGGUGAAGAGAUAGUUGGUAAAGUAGAAAAAGAAGAAAUUCGUCGUAUCGAAAUAUCAGGUUCUUAUUUACAUAUCAUGACAAAUAAACAAUUAUUUCGUCUACCACUAACACGUUGCUCUGAAUAUAAAACAUUUGAUGACUGUCUCAACUCAAAAGAUCCUCACUGUGGUUGGAAUUGGUCCGAAGGUAGAUGUUCAAGUGGUUAUCUGUUUGAGUCUACCGUACAAAUUAACCGUUUAAAUACAUUUUCACCAUCGAUUGAUCAUAGACAACGAAAUAAUCAUCAAUGUCCAACAAAAAGUUUUACAUUUGACAAAGAUAAAGAGAAUUCAUGGACAAAGUGGUACGAUUGCAAUUGGAUUGCUUCACUACAAACAGGUGAUCCGGUUCCUAUAACAAUUCACAAUCAACCGACUGAUGAUGUCAAUGAAAAUGUUGGCGACAAAAUCUCAGUGAAAUUACUGGGAAGUUGUUUAUGCCGUUUAUGCAUCAGCCAAGUUAAUUGUGUUCUUGGAAUCCAGCAGGUUAAGAACUGUACUCGUUUCGAUCAAAAUUGGCUUCCUUGGUCUAUUUGGAGUGACUGUGAUCCAACUACAAAUAUUCAAAUACGGAAAAGGCAAUGUCGACCCAAUGCAGUUUGUUCUGGAAGCAGUAUCGAACAACGAUCUUGUUUGGACGAUGACAGCUGGUUUAGAAAAUCCAAUGUUAUACCGAAAUCAGCCAGUUACUAUAAAUCAAGAAUUCAUUACACUACACAAGCUGACGGUUACACUCUUACACAUUUGAUACUUGUAGUAAUAUGUGGAUUAUUAACUGGUAGUUUGUUAACAGUUAUAUUAUUUUGGUCAUGUAGAUGUCAUCGUUGGUCAUAUGUUGUGGAUGAUAUUGCUAAAUUAACAAAGAAAAAUCAUAUGAAAACUAUUCCUACUCAUUGUAAAGGUCAUCUACCUUAUGAAAGUCAACAAACUUGUUUAACUACUAGCCAACCGUUAAGUAAACAUUCAUGGAGUUUAAUUGAUGAAAAAGAACCUAUCUGGUGUAAUAAAUCAGGUAAUAUAGCACAAGCACCAACAGAUACACGUUACGAAUAUCUACCAUCUACUCAUGUUAUACCAACUAAUACCAGAUUUAACAGAUCAGUUGGUCGAAAGUCAACAAAAAUAUGUCAUUUAAACACCCCAUGUCAUGAUAUAUCGACAAGUGUAUACUUACUAUCCAAUACACCGUCACCAACUUCAGUGACAAGUAACCCGUCAACAACUUCAACGUUACUGAAAGACAAGUUUACAUUUGAUUCAUUUGCUGAACAAAAUUCAAAUGUUUUAGGUGAUUGUAAAACUAAUCUAAUUAAUAUUACACCUGAUAACAAAAAUGAGAAUAACAACGAAAAUCUAGGGAAUUUAUACUUAACUGGUUAUUUCUAUGCUGCACCAAUAGAACCAAUACAUAACCAACCGAUAACAUCAACAAAAACUUCUUUACCGACAACAAGAAUCAAUAUUGAAUUACCUGAACAUCAUGACUAUCAAACUAGACAAAUCCCUACAAUAUCUUCAUAUUAUAAUCAAAUAAAUACUGGUCUUGUUAUUCCAAAAUCUAUUCUUGUACAACCUACAUUGUCAUCAUUUAGAGAAAAUGAACACUUAAACAAUAAUAUCAUUAGUAAUACUAUGAUAACAACAAAAUGUAUUGAUGGUGAAACUUUUAGAGUUACAGAAAAUCCAGUACAACUUUCAUAA
Schistosoma guineensis is the source of this 3981-nucleotide messenger RNA. Lineage: Eukaryota; Metazoa; Platyhelminthes; Trematoda; Strigeidida; Schistosomatidae. The record is from the annotation of a GenBank genome assembly.